GGGGCCAUGCAGAUUUUUCCUGACUGAUCGCCUAGGGACACAUCCAUCCUCCCCUUUCAGGAUGUUUAAAGGUGUAUGUCACAAGAAGGAAAUGCUGAAUCUACAUAUGGGCCAUGUUACAAAUGAGGGUGAAGUGUGAAAUAGUCUCCAGAAAAUAAGCAUGGGUUUUUCCUUCAGUUUCCCAAGAUGCAAACACAGCAGACUUUCAAGGAAUGCAAAUUAAUGAUUUGCUGAAGUAUGAGAUCAAGUAUCCGGAGAAAAUUAUUCAGCAAAGAGAAGUAAUCUGGUGUUUGAAAUGCUGAAAAGAAAACUCCGUCAGUGUCAGAGUCUUAGGCUUCUCCUUCUGGUGCUAAUUCUUUCUUUCUUAGUAUUUUCUGUUCUAAAAAUCAACCAGAAGCCAGACCACUUAAAUCGCAGACAUUUGUACCUGACUGGUGAAGACCCUGCCAGCCAUAUUAACUGCACCAAGAUACUGCAUGGUGAUACAGAGGAAAUUCAAAAAGUAAAGCUUGAGAUGUUAUCUGUGUCAUUUAAACAACGCCAUAAGUUGACAGCAAAUGAUUAUAUUAAUAUAACAACAGAUUGCACUUCUUUCAUCAGGAUGCGGAGGUAUAUUAUGGAACCCCUCAGCAAAGAAGAAGCUGAAUUUCCUAUUGCCUAUUCAAUUGUGGUUUAUCACAAAAUUGAUAUGUUUGAGAGACUUCUAAGGUCAAUCUAUACUCCUCAGAAUUACUACUGCAUUCAUGUGGACAAAAAGUCUCCAGAAUCUUAUCUGGCUGCAGUGAAGGGAAUUGCAUCAUGUUUUGAUAAUGUCUUUAUUGCCAGCCAAAUGGAAAGUGUGGUGUAUGCAUCAUGGAGCAGGGUACAAGCAGACCUUAACUGCAUGAAAGACCUCUACAGGAGGAAUACAAAAUGGAAAUAUUUGAUAAAUCUUUGUGGCAUGGACUUUCCCAUUAAAACCAAUGAGGAAAUUGUGGAGAAACUGAAAGCCUUAAAAGGUGAAAACAGUUUAGAAACUGAGAAAAUGCCUCCAAACAAAGAAGUACGAUGGAAAAAACAUUAUGAAAUUGUUGAUGGAAAGCUGAAAAACAUGGGUGUAGACAAAAAACUACCACCUCUUAGUACACCAAUUUUUUCUGGCAGUGCCUAUUUUGUUGUUAGUAGGAGAUUUGUAGAAUAUGUGUUAGAAAACAGCAAAAUCCUUAAAUUUAUUGAAUGGGCUAAAGAUACGUAUAGCCCUGAUGAAUACUUGUGGGCUACCAUUCAAAGAAUCCCAGAAGUUCCAGGUGCAGUUUCUUCCAGCAAUAAGUAUGAUGUUUCUGAUAUGAAUGCCCUUGCCAGAUUUGUGAAGUGGCAGUACUUUGAAGGGGAUGUAUUUAAUGGUGCUCCCUAUCCACCAUGCCAUGGAAUUCAUGUCCGUUCUGUGUGUGUGUUUGGGGUGGGAGAUUUGAAUGGGAUGUUGUGGAAACACCACUUCUUUGCUAACAAAUUUGAUACGGAUGUUGACCCUUUUGCGAUUCAGUGUUUAGAAGAAUAUUUGAGAGACAAAGCUCUGUAUCAACAUAAAAAUUAAAAUGGUACUUUGUGCUUGG
Gavialis gangeticus (Gharial) is the source of this 1592-nucleotide messenger RNA. It is a transcript of the gene GCNT1, whose product is annotated as glucosaminyl (N-acetyl) transferase 1, core 2. Gene Ontology annotation, cellular component: membrane. The transcript is spliced from 3 exons. The record is from RefSeq and is a predicted model, not a curated record. NCBI's taxonomy places the organism in Eukaryota, Metazoa, Chordata, Crocodylia, Gavialidae. Gene Ontology annotation, molecular function: beta-1,3-galactosyl-O-glycosyl-glycoprotein beta-1,6-N-acetylglucosaminyltransferase activity. The coding region runs from base 296 to 1573 and encodes 425 amino acids.